AUGUAUUUCAGAGUCCAAGUGCCCGUUCCCCCUGUCCUCACAGAAGACAUGUGGGCCUUAUGGCACUUCGCAAUAAGUGCAAGGUCAUGCAAAGCCCCAAAUUUAGAAGGUGAAGCCAUGGUUGCGCAUCGACAAUCUUUUGUUGUUCCCAACAUACAAAGUAAAAACGAAGCCAGGCAGGUGACAGUCUUCAAGACUCCACGAAAAAAGGCAACCGUCAUGACUUAUGCCCUGCGAGUGACGCGACAGGCAGAGUCUGUGGUCAAUCAGCAUUUCCAGCGGUUCCCGCCCUCUAAGUCCGAGAUCAAGGAAGCAGUGGCAAGCGAGGCAUCGGACAGUGGCGAGGCCAGCAGCUCUGGCACUGCGGACUCGAACGGCUCCAAUGGAAAGGCGCAGCCUGCCAAGAAGAAAUUCAAGGCGGCUGCCAACUCAGCAUCAAAUUUCUCUGCAGAGCAGGUCAAAGGACGGUGGAGGAGUGUGUGCGAGCGGCGGGGCAAACCUGCGAUGGCAGAUAUCAAUGCGGCGAGGGAGGCAUUGCCGAUCGUCAAGCACAGGGAGGAGAUCCUGGAGGCGGUGCACAGGAACCAGGUCGUGCUGGUGUGCGGCGAGACGGGCAGCGGCAAGACUACACAGCUCCCGCAGUUCAUCCUGGACGACUGCUGGAGCCGAGGCCAAGCCUGCAAGGUCAUAUGCACACAGCCCCGGCGACUGUCGGCGAUCUCCAUCGCUGAGCGCGUUGCUGCAGAGAGGGGCGAGGCCGUCGGGGACAAUGUGGGGUACACCAUUCGGCUGGAAGCCAAGGGCGGGCCAAAGUCGUCUUUGAUCUUCUGCACAAAUGGCAUUUUGCUGAGGAUCGCAACAAAGGGUGGUGACAUGGAUGACUUCACGCAUGUCAUCUUGGAUGAGAUCCAUGAACGAGAUGCCUUUGCGGACUUCCUGCUCAUCACGCUGCGUGACAUCCUGCCUGCACACCCCAAACUGAAACUGGUGCUGAUGUCAGCUACCCUCCAGCAUGAGCUGUUCUCAGAGUACUUUGGUGGCUGUCCCAUUUUGCAUGUGGAGGGCCGCACCUUCCCUGUUGAGGACUUUUACUUGGAAGAUAUUUUGAGGCUGACAGGAUAUGAGGAGGAGGUCACAAAUGGGAAAGUGGCGAUGGGGAUCAAGAAGCAGCCAUUUUCGACUGCAGCACAGCGGGCUGCUGUGGAAGAGGCUGUGCGAUUGGCCUUCACGAGUGGAAGUGAUGAAGACUUUGACAAUAUGAUGGAGGUUACAGGUGCACGUGGAGAGGGCAUUCUGGUGAACAUGCAGCACUCCAAGACUGGCACAACGGCGCUGCAUGCGGCGGCGGGGCGGGGCCGGAUGGAAGAGGUCCGUCAGCUCCUGCUCAAGGGUGCUGAUGUGGCGAUCAAGUCGGUCAACGGAAUGGAUGCACAGGCGUGGGCACAGCAUUUUGGACACAAAGAGGUGGAGGCGAUCCUCAAGGAGCACGUUGAGGCAGCUGACCAGGCGUACUCCCUGCGCUCCAGCGUCAUGGCCUUGGAUCACUACCAGAGCAACACCAUUGCUGAUGAGGUGGACCUGGAUCUAAUCCAUCGCCUGCUGAUGUACAUCUGCGGCGAGGGGCAGUACAGGCAGGACAGGAAGGACCUGAACAUCCCCAUGGGUGCCGUGCUGGUGUUCAUGCCAGGGUGGGACGAGAUCAUGAGGAUGAAGUCGCGCCUGGAGAACGAUGUGUUUGGAAAGGGCAGAUACCAGAUCCUAGCCCUGCAUUCAAUGAUUCCCCCCGCUGAGCAGCGCCGCGUCUUCCUGCGGCCCCCGCCUGGUGUCCGCAAGCUCAUCUUGGCCACCAACAUCGCUGAGUCGGCGGUCACGAUCGACGACGUGGUCAUGGUCAUCAACUCGGGCCGCCUCAAGGAGAAAAGCUACGACCCCUACACGGCGGUGUCCACGCUGCAGAGCUCCUGGUCCUCGAAGGCCAGCGAGCGGCAGCGGCGGGGGCGGGCAGGGAGGUGUCAGGAGGGCGUGGCAUUUCACCUGUACAGCCGUGCAAGGAGCAGCAGACUGCCGGAGUUCCAGGAACCUGAGCUGAAGCGGUGCCCGCUGGAGGAGCUGUGCCUGCAGGUGAAGAUGCUUGACAUGCCUGGCAGCCGCGCCCAGUCCAUCGCCAAGUUCCUGGCCCGCGCCCCAUCGCCCCCAGUCCCGAAGGCUGUGGAGCACGCUCGCAGCGUGCUGCUCGACAUAGGCGCCCUCACAGAGGAUGAAUGCCUGACCACCCUUGGCCGCCAUCUGGCAGCACUUCCACUGCCGCCCCAGCUUGGCAAGCUGUGCCUGUAUGGCAUCCUGUUUAAGUGCCUGGACCCUGUUCUCACAGUGGCAUGCAGCAUGUCUUACAGGGACCCCUGGCUGAACCCCACGGGCGACGGCGAGCGCGCCAUGGCCAAGUCCAUCCGCACCGAUCUGGCGGAUCUGGGCGGUGGCGGCAGCGACCACCUUGCCACCGUCGCGGUCUACGGGCAAUGGCUGCUGGCCAAGCGCACAGGCCGCGAGCGCGAAUUCUGCCGGCAGAAUUUCGUGUCCAACUCCACGCUGAUGAUGAUCCACGGCAUGCGUGAGCAGCUGGCGGGGGAGCUGCACCGCCAGGGGCUGGCGGGGUCCAUAGAGUCAUGCUCUGCGAGGGUUGGGAAGGGGGAGAUCGUGAGAUGCAUUCUAGCAUGCGGAUUGUAUCCCCGGGUUGGUUACUCCGAUUUUGGAAAGCCGGGCGUCAUUUGGACAAGAAAGGGCGAAAAGGCGUUCAUCCACCCUGCAUCCGUGAACACCAAACUGUCUGCUCCCAUGCCCGUGGCAGGGGAGUCGGCCAUCUGCCCUCUGGUUGCGUAUGACGAGCUGACGCGUGGAGAGUCGCGCCUGUACAUCCGGUCCUGCACCGCCCUCCAGCCCCACCCCCUGCCGCUCAUCGCCGGCACCCUGGAACUGCUCGAACCGGAUGAGGAGGAGCAACACGAGCAGCACGGCCGCGAGAGGGGCAAGCACCGCAGGAGAAACACUGUCAUGCUCAUCGACAGGUGGCUGCGCUUCGAGGCGUCCGAGGGCAUGGCCAUGAGUCUGUGCGUCCUGAGGAAGCGGCUGCAACGGGCCUUUGCUCAAAAGGUGAACGCUGCGCGCUCCCCCCUCAGUGCGGAGCUUCAAGACGCGGUCGACUCAGCGGGUCGAUUCAUGAGCGACGCCACCUCGUCUGGGGCCCCAGGGCCCGCUGACGACGCCCCGCCACCGCGCCAGUUCCCGCACCCCAAUCAACCGGCAGGCGCCCCAAACUUCUCGCCCUUCCACGAUCUUCCUGGCCCGGCUCCCGGGCAACGAUCCGAUUGGCAGCCCGAUGGCGGUGAUGUCGAUUGCUCCCGAGGCGGGGCACACAGGGGCGGGCGUUCGAAUCGACGGGCGCGCGGCAGGAUGCGGGGGAAUGAGAAUGAUGCCCAGUGGCAGCAGCGGGAGUGUCAUCAAAGUGGACAGCACGCUGGGGGGCAGCAGCGGGGCGGCGCCGGGCUGAGAGAGGGGCGGAGGAGAGGGGCCCGGGGGCCGCGCAACCACCUGCGAGGCGGGGUUGGCCGAGGGGGCAGGGGGCUCAAUCCCAACGCUGUGUCAUUCAACCCGCACGCCGGGGUGUGA
Ostreobium quekettii is the source of this 3663-nucleotide messenger RNA. NCBI's taxonomy places the organism in Eukaryota, Viridiplantae, Chlorophyta, Ulvophyceae, Bryopsidales, Ostreobiaceae. The record is from the annotation of a GenBank genome assembly.